UCGUUCGUGCGUGGGUAAACAAGCAUGGCGGAGAAAGUACGGAGAAAGUACUCGAUUGAGGAUAAGCGCAGACUGCUGGAAAUGUACGACCGGCUCCCCAACAUGAGCCAGAAAAAGGCGGCGAUGCGCCUGAACAUCACCCAGUCCGUGCUGUGGACGAUCCUCCGCAACAGGAACAUUAUAAUGAGGGGAGAACCGCACCACGUCCGCUGCGGGAAGGUGCCGAGGCUGGAGGCCGCGCUGUGGCGCUGGAUCGACGCGAUGAGGAGGCGGGGCGCCGCGCCGUCCGACCUUUUGAUCCACAGGAGGGCCAUGGAGCUGGCGGCGCGGAUGGGGCUGACGCAGUUCAGGGCGAGUCCGAACUGGUACCGAGGCUUUAAGAGGAGGGAGAAGACUGUGAGGGAGCUGUACCACGUUCAGCUAGAAGAACAGAACCAGACGGAGAGACCUCAGCCGGGCAGUGCAGCAAACCUCCUACAGAACCUCCAGCAGAACCCCCUCUAUAACCCCCUGCAGCUGAACCAGCAGCAAAAAGAGGAAAUGCAAGUGGUGGUAAAGUAUGAGGGCCAAGUGGAGCGAAGCGAGCUGCUCUCAGUGAAACUCGAGCCCGCCGAUCCCACCGUGGUCACUGCUGAGAUCAACGGGGGCAUGAAGACCAUCACAGUGCCUUCCCUGCACCAGAUGAAGGAGGCCAUGCAGACUCUAGCCACCGGCCUGUUGUACAGAGGCUUCUGUGACUUUAAGCUGCUCCACCAGUUCGAGAAGGAGGUGGCUAAUGUUGUGAAGAGGUCCCUGGCUCAGGGGAGUCGAGACAGUUUCCAGGCCUGAGUGGGAUGGGGGGGCUGUGGGUCCUGUGGUUUCACGGCUUUAUGGUUUCAUGACUUAAUGGCUUUGUAAAGAAGAUCUUGUCAACACCAUCUGUUGGGGUUAUGGAUUUGGAAUGAUGAUCAUCAUUUGUUGAGAUCCAGUCUAGAUUUUACUUUGAGGUCAAGAUUGUAUUGAUUCCUGCCUUAUAUAUGGGCUAAAUAGGGGCACAGUAUAAGAGUUUUUGGCCAAAGCAGAUUAAAUAAGUUCAUAUAUGCCAAAUCCUGAUGUUUUUUUAAAGGUCUAUACUAGCUUUUGAGAGAGACAGGCCAGUUCCUGGCUUGAGUGAAUGGGAACCGAUGUGCCCUGAGAUUUCAUGACUUCGUCAACACCAGCUGAUGGUGGAUUGAUGAUCAUUUGUUGAGAUCCAGUCCAGAUUUUACUUUGAGGUCAGGAUUUUGAUUCCUCCCCUUUUUUAUGCGUUAAAUAGGGGCACAGUAUGGCAUUUUUUUUGGCCAAAUCAGUUUAAAUGAGCCCCUAUAAGUCUAAUUUAGAUGAUUUUAAAAGGUCCACGGUUUACAAGACUGCUGAAUAAUAACAAAGGAGUUUUAUGGUUAAAGAAACCCUGGUGUUGAAAGCUCACUCACAGGGCUGAAAAACAGAGCUUCAGAACAUCUCAUUUAAUUUAGAUCAUCGCAUUAAGAUCUAGUGCAGUUUUAAUGCAGUUUACAUUGGUUCCUGCCUAUAUAUGGGUUAAGUAGUGGGGCAGCAUGGGUGUUGUGGGUCAAAGCAGAUUAUAUUAUAUAUAUAUUUUUGUACCUUGUAUCUCGAAAUGUAAACACGAUCUAAAUGGAUGAGCAAAACACUAAGAUAUGACAUUAGUGGAGAUCUGUAUUUCAUCAUCACCUGUAGCAGUUUGAAAUAGAGAGGCAGAGGACCAAUGGUAGAUUGUGUGUGGCUGGAGGCUGAUUUUUGAGAGAGGUUUUCAGGCCAAUCUUUUCAGCAACUCCUAGCCUGCUGCUAUUUUAUCUUUUUUUACAGUGUAUAUCAGGCAGUACUGUUCAUUGUGCGUACUUACUGUAGUGUAAAAAUGUCAUGGUUCUAUAGAACUCUAACUACAAUUAUUUCAGUGAGUGCAAUGCUAGCUGCAGAUACAGCUUUAGGCUAACAUGCUACAGUUUCUUAGCCAGUUUAGAGCAUGGGUGGGAAACCAAGGGCCAAAGUUCAGUAGAGUUUUUCCUGCUUAAACACUUCUAAACAGAUUAUUUGCUAAAAAAUUUAGCUAAAUACCAGCUGUGGUUUAGCUGUUGUGUGAUACAUACCAUAUUAACUCUUUCUAUGCUACUUUUGAUUAUAUAUCUUGGAAGUCUUGCUUGAUUCUAGGAUUGACAUAUUGUGCAUAUUAGAAAUUCUGGAUGUAAGCAGUUUCUCUCAAUAAGAAUAAUUCAAUGCCAUUUACACUUUCCAUUGCUAAACAAGUUGCUUUAAGCUCAAAAUGGUUAGUGUAACGUUUACCAGUUGAAUUGUCUGACUGUAUCAAGCUAAAUUCGAAAAUUGGGCGUAAAACUUUUUUUUUCUUUUUCAUUCAGUAGAGUAAAGAAGAAAUGGGUUUUUAUAUAUAUUUCUAGUUUUUAAUUUCAGUCUUGCGCAAAUGGAUUUUCAAGAAAAAUUCUAAGUGAAUCUUUCUGAAUUUUUUUUCCUCAGAUUUGUCCAUUUUUGUAUCUUGUAAUCCUGAUGGUAUAAUCCAACUUGUAAAAUGCGAAAAUGGAAAAAUCUGAAAAUAAAGAUACAUUUUUUUUCAUUUGUGAGGUACAGAUAUUAAAAAACUAAAUGUGGAAAAAUUUAUACAUUUCUUGAUCAGUGCACCACAUUAAAAAAAAGUUUGUUAAAUCUAAUUUUCUAUUUUUGAAUUUAGCCUCAAACACUCAGGAAAAAAAAACAAUAAACGUUACACUGACCCAAAAUAAUGGUGCUUCUAAGGGAAUUUCAAGUGAUAUAUAAUUUUUGGUUUGAUAAAGGGUAAAAAAAAUCCCACUACUUGAAACUUUUUUAAAAGGUUCUUUACACGUAUAUCCCUUACAAAAACGCUUCUGUAUGGAUUGAUAAGUAUCGAUAACUUAAAGAACUCUAAAUACCACUAGAUUCCACUUUGAGUUUCUAAUAAGGCCAUGAUGUCCACUACAAAAUGGCUAAAGUGGUCUGAUCAUCAUCUACAGAUGACGAGAUGACAAAUAAUUACUUUUUUUUUUUGCUUUUUUAGGUUUACAGCAGGGGGUGUUAUUGAGGGCAGAAUUCUAUCACAGUGUUUUUCCAGCUCAAGCAUGUUCAGUUCAAUUUAAUUUACCCAUUUAUUGAUUGGUAUGGUUUGGCCGUAAAUACACUACAAUACUUUCAGGGUCAUCAGAUCAUUGUAUCAUUGAAUCUGAUGUACUAUUUAUACUACACAACCUGUUGUCUUGUCGUUGGGAAUUGAGGCAUCUGUGAUCACCCUGCAGACUCUCAGAUCAAACCUAAACCUUUUUUUUUUUUUUUUUUUUUAGCAACCAAGCCAAAUUUAGGCUUUUAAUUUGUAGUCUUCAAAAAGCGAAUGGCAUUUGAAAAAAAAAAUGCUAAAAUGUAGCUUGAACCUUGUGUUAACUAUGUGUUUGAGCUAGUAAACUCGAUGCUUGAUGUUCAUGGGCCUUGGUUUACAGAACACACGUAAAGCUUGAAUGUAUACGUCUACAUAUUUUUUAAACUUUUGAUACUCUGUCAAAAAUUCAUAAAUUCACUUUUACAGUACUGUAUUGCAGUCCUCCUCUUUCUGGAUGAUUUUUGCAAAUGUAUUAAGUUUUUUUCUAAUGUAACUGUUUAUUGCCCUGUCUGUCUAUUGUUGGAGGAGCCUGUUUCGUCUUUACUUUAUGAGGACACUUUGGGUCAACUUUGAAUGCUUCUUUUUGGAUUUCCAUGACAAAAUAUGGACUGAAUAUUGUAAGUAACACUAGUAUGUACAGGUUAAAGCUUUGAUGGACCCUUUUCAAGUCAUCUGUGGACAUCAGUUCGAACUAUUUUGGAGAUUUGUGUUGCGUUUUACGGCAUUUUCAGAACAUUCCUUGUUUUUUGGGCCCAACAGUCUGCUAUUCCAUACUGCUUGCUGCUCUAGUUUAGGGUAUAUGGAUGAGGUGGGAUGUGUAACACUACUAAGUCAUAGUCACUAGAGGUCACUGUUGUCUUCAGUUUGAAAGUAUUACUAUUAUCUUUUUUUUUCCUGUUUUUAGACUAGUUUUAGUGAAUGAAUGAUUGGUUGUAGUUUUUAGUUCUCACACACAUCACAUUAAUUUUAAAUGACUUUAUGCAUUUUAUAUUUUUAUAUAAAUCAGUCUUGAGGGGAAAAUGAUAUGAAAAGAAACUUCACAGAAUGAGUGUUUGUUUUAGCUGCUUAUACAUACUGUGCCUUUGUGUCUUACAUGACUGAUCUGGACAAAUGUGUCGAGAACAUAGCAACAUAUAUUACUGGAUACUGUUAGACACGUUUUGAUAUGACUGUUUUUUUUUAUGUUUUAAAAUCGGCAGAAAACAUGAAUGUUCAACUUUUUACA
Astyanax mexicanus (Mexican tetra) is the source of this 4382-nucleotide messenger RNA. RefSeq lists its product as uncharacterized. Gene Ontology annotation, molecular function: DNA binding. Gene Ontology annotation, cellular component: nucleus. Bases 25 to 828 code for a protein of 267 amino acids. The transcript has a single exon. NCBI's taxonomy places the organism in Eukaryota, Metazoa, Chordata, Actinopteri, Characiformes, Acestrorhamphidae. The record is from RefSeq and is a predicted model, not a curated record.